Messenger RNA from Spizellomyces punctatus DAOM BR117, 2980 nucleotides. RefSeq lists its product as uncharacterized. Lineage: Eukaryota; Fungi; Chytridiomycota; Chytridiomycetes; Spizellomycetales; Spizellomycetaceae. Gene Ontology annotation, molecular function: chitin synthase activity. The coding region runs from base 184 to 2859 and encodes 891 amino acids. The transcript has 13 exons. The record is from RefSeq and is a predicted model, not a curated record. Gene Ontology annotation, cellular component: cell septum; cell periphery.
CGCAGGAUUUGUUGCAAUGGAUAACAUUCACAACCCUCCAGUCGUGUUGCCAGCGCCAAUCCCUCACCAGCUGCGUCACCCCGUAUCAAUGAUCGUCGUAGACCACUUCCCAAUGUGACGGGUGCUCAGGGAGGUCCACCCGAUCCGAGAUCCCCGCAUCUUCCUGAUGUACCUCCAUUGGACAUGGAAGGAUACCUUUAUCCUCCAGCCCAACAAUAUACCCCAUCUGAUGGACAGGCCGCCAAAACAUCCGUAUCAGGACCGAGACCAAUGCGUUCUGAAAACGUGGGUGUAUCUUCCGCAAGAAGAUCUCAAGGUGAAAUCCAGCCAGCAGUAGUCAUGCCUCCGCCAGGUUUCAAUCCAUACAGUAGGUCGGGAACGGGAUCUCAUCCCGCAUCUCCUACCCCACCAAGAGCUAAUCUUGGUGGAAAUGAAAAGAGGGUUGAAUUUCCAUCUGCUCAAGCUAGUCCGCGACCUUCCGCACCAUCGUCCCCAGCGCCUGUACGUCCCUCUCUCCCACAUCCCCCAUCCCAAGAUACGUUGGCGAGCAGUCUUCGCGUGUCUUCUGCAUCCACAGAUGCUAGUGUUUUACCGGCCAUCGCUAUGCGAACCGUUUCGUCAUAUACCGCAGUAACAUGCGAUCCCGAUGUUUUCAGUCGGCCUGAUGCCGGUUAUGAUUUGAGACCGAGGCUUCUGGGAAGAGAUACCGAGUUAUUCAUCGUCAUGACCAUGUACAACGAAGAUGAGGAACUAUUUGCAAAGACUAUGACAAGUGUUCAGAAAAAUAUUGCCUAUCUCUGCUCAGAUAAAUGCCCUGUCAGUUGGGGACCCAACGGUUGGACGAAUGUCGUAGUCUGCAUCGUUUCGGAUGGUCGAACGAAAAUACACAAAAGAGUGCUGACAAUGUUGCAAGCGAUGGGGGUGUAUGCUCCUGGUUUAGAGAGAACACAAGUGGAGGGUAAAAACGUCACGGGACAUCUGUAUGAGUUUACAACCCAAAUUGCCGUGGAUAGAGAUCUCAAGGUUCGAACACACAAAGAUGGGAUUGUGCCAGUCCAGGUCUUAUUUUGCUUGAAAGAAAAGAACGCUAAAAAGAUCAAUAGUCAUCGAUGGUUCUUCAACGCAUUCGGACCCCUUUUGAAGCCAAAUGUAUGUGUUCUACUCGAUGUUGGAACAAAGCCGACUGGCACGUCAAUUUAUCACUUGUGGAGAGCCUUUGACCGGGACCCGCAAGUGGGGGGUGCUUGUGGUGAAAUUGCUGCCGAGCUUGGUGGUGCUUGUGGAAACUUGCUAAAUCCCCUCGUUGCUGCCCAAAACUUUGAGUACAAAAUGAGUAAUAUUCUAGACAAACCACUCGAAUCUGUCUUUGGAUACAUCCAGGUCCUUCCAGGAGCUUUUUCAGCAUAUCGAUACGCGGCUCUUCAAAAUUCUUCCUUGACCACAGGACCUCUUGCAAGCUAUUUCCAAGGCGAGAGUCACACUGGUGAAACGGACGUCUUUAAAGCCAACAUGUAUUUAGCGGAGGACCGUAUUCUCUGCUUUGAGCUCGUCACAAAGCGAAACGAGAACUGGAUUCUCAAAUACGUUAAGAAUGCACGCGCGGAAACGGAUGUACCCGCUGCCCUUCCAGAGCUCGUUUCACAGAGGAGACGGUGGUUAAAUGGAAGCUUUUUUGCGGCAGUGCAUUCAGUUACAAACUAUCGCCUGUUUUGGCGGUCCUCACAUUCGAUGCCAAGAAAGAUGCUCUUCACCUUCCAGGAAUUAUAUAACAUUUUCAAUCUUGUGUUCAGCUGGUUUGGAAUAGGCAAUUUUUACCUGACAUUCCAUUUCCUCUUCCAAGGCACGAGGGAUUCUACCACAGAUCCAUUUGGGGGGGCUGGAAUGACAAUAUUUGUUGUUCUACGAUAUUUUUACUUUGCAGCCAUUGGGAUUCUCUUCAUCAUUUCUUUCGGAAAUAGACCACAAGGGAGUAAAAAUCUGUACUACGCAAUUCUCGUCCUUAUGGCCAUCAUAAUGGGAUUCCUCCUCUUCAUGGGUGGCCACACGGUAUACCAAGGUAUUCCGAAGACCGCAGCACAAUGGGCAGCAAUCGGCGAUCUCCUCGUGAACCAGCCAGCCUUUAGGGACAUUAUCAUUUCCCUUGGGAGUACCUACGGCUUAUACGUCUUAUCGAGUUUAAUUCAUCUGGAUCCAUGGCACGUUAUCACAAGCAUGGCACAAUACAUGCUCUUAUUACCGGUUUACAUCAACGUCUUUAUGGUCUAUGCAUUCUGUAACCUCCACGACAUCAGCUGGGGCACAAAAGGUGACAAUGUGGCUCAGAUGGCCACCGCUUCGGCACCAGCUGUGAGCGCACCCAGCAAGGACUCAUCAGAACCCGCGGUGACGGUGGAUCUCCCUCAGGAUGAUGCAGAUAGUCUCAACGUCCAGUACGAAGCAACACUACAAAACCUCUUCCGUCGUCCCGAAAAAGCCAAAUCAGGGCGGGAUCGCCAGACAAAAAUCGACGAUUAUUUUCGAGCGUACCGUACGCGUGUUGUACUUGCCUGGAUGCUCUCCAACGCGCUGUUGAUCAUCGUCUUUACUACGGAUGCCAUAACGGAUAAGCUCUAUGCCAAUGUUCAGGAUAAGGGUAAAGGCGCUGUCAACCCAUAUUUGACUUUCAUUUUCUGGAGCGUGACGGCACUGUCGGCCGUUCGUUUCAUUGGUAGUUUGAUUUAUAUAAUUAUGUGGUUGUCCGAGGGAGUGGUUGGUGCUGUUGGUGGCAAGAAGACGUUUGUUCCACGGAAUGAAGCGUCAAAGCAACGAGGUAACCCGGCUGGACGUGGGGGUCAUGGCAGAGGCCAAUAUGCAAUGUGAAAACCGCUGCUCAAUAUCUAAAUUUGAUGAUGUUCGAUUUAUAGUAUCGAGACAAGGAUCCAUUUUUGAAUUGAGAUUAAAUUAUGAUAUUGUACAAAGGCAACAGUGCCUUGAAAGCGCA